Acanthosepion pharaonis is the source of this 594-nucleotide messenger RNA. The record is from the annotation of a GenBank genome assembly. Lineage: Eukaryota; Metazoa; Mollusca; Cephalopoda; Sepiida; Sepiidae.
AUGUUAUCUUUUCUUUCUUUCUUUCUUUCUUUCUUUCUCGUUCUAACGAGCGGCGUGCAAACAAAAUUUAAAUCGUCGGUCAGUUUUUGCUAUCUGUGUGUCUAUCUAUCUAUCUAUCUAGCUAUUCUCAGUCUAUUCAUAUCUAUCUAUCUAUCUAUCUAUCUAUCUAUCUAUCUAUCUAUCUAUCUCAGUCUAUUCAUAUAUAUCUAUCUAUAUAUAUAUCUAAGUUUAUUCAUAUCUAUCUAUCUAUCUAUCUAUCUAUCUAUGUUUAUUCAUAUCUAUCUAUCUAUCUAUCUAUCUAUCUCAGUCUAUUCAUAUCUCUCUAUCUCUCUAAGUCUAUUCAUAUCUAUCUAUCUAUCUAUCUAUCUAUCUAUCUAUCUAAGUUUAUUCAUAUCUAUCUAUCUAUCUAUCUAUUUAUCUCAGUCUAUUCAUAUCUAUCUAUCUAUAUAUAUAUCUAAGUUUAUUCAUAUCUAUCUCUCUAUCUAUCUAUCUAUCUAUCUAUGUUUAUUCAUAUCUAUCUAUCUAUCUAUCUAUCUAUCUAUCUCAGUCUAUUCAUAUCUAUCUAUCUAUCCAAGUAAUAUAUUUUCAGUGUAA